This is a messenger RNA of Trichechus manatus latirostris (Florida manatee), 8643 nucleotides long. RefSeq names its product myocyte enhancer factor 2A (gene MEF2A). Gene Ontology annotation, biological process: positive regulation of transcription by RNA polymerase II. The record is from RefSeq and is a predicted model, not a curated record. NCBI's taxonomy places the organism in Eukaryota, Metazoa, Chordata, Mammalia, Sirenia, Trichechidae. The coding region runs from base 3433 to 4914 and encodes 493 amino acids. The transcript has 11 exons. Gene Ontology annotation, molecular function: protein dimerization activity; RNA polymerase II cis-regulatory region sequence-specific DNA binding; DNA-binding transcription factor activity, RNA polymerase II-specific.
CAGGAGCAGGGCAGUGUUUUGUUUUGUUGUACAUAGGGUCGCUCUGAGUCAGAAGCGACUCGAUGGCACCUAACAACAGUAAAAUACUGGUAUUUUAUUAUAGUUUUAACUUAGUUUCUCUGAUAACUAAUGACGUUAAACACCUUUUCAUUUAUUUAAUUGGCUUUCCAUAUGUCUACUUUGGUGAAGUGUCUAUUCAAAUGUUUUGCUCAUUUUUAAUUGGAUUUUUGAUCUUAUUACUGAGCUGUAACAGAUCUUUAUAUAUUCUGGAUGAAAUUCUUUUUUGAUUAUAUGGUGAAUGUUUUCUAUUAUUUUCGGUUUUUUAUUUGCUUAAAAGUGUCUUUCAAACAGUGGAAGGUUUUAAUUUUGAUGAAUAGCAGUUUGUCAAGUUUUUCUUUCAUGGUACCUGCUUUUUAAAUCUUGAGACAUUUUUGCCAUACAUGGCAGCAUGGCAGUGAAAUUUUGUAUCCUGUUUUUAUUUUUAGACAUUUAAUUUUCCAUAUAGGUUUAAAAUUCAUUUUGAGUUUUUGUGAAUGGUAUGAGGUAAUGUUAAGGUUCAUCUAUUUGCUCCAGCACCAUUUUGUUGGUAAGACUUUCGUUUAUUCAUUGAAUUACCUUGGCAUCUUUGUUGAAGAUCAAAUGACCAUAAGUGUUGUGAUUUAUUUCUGGAUUCUCUAUUUUUUUCCCUUGAUUUAUAUGUUUCUCUUACAAAAGAGCACUCUAUGUUUCUGUAGUUUUAUAGUAAGUCAUGGAAUAAGGUAGCAUAAAUACUACAUCCUUUGUUUUCAACAUUGUUUUGUCUAUUCUGUGAACUUUGAAUCAGCUUGUCAAUUUUAACAAGAAAGCCUGCUGCAAUUUUGUUUUGAAUAAAUUUGGGGAGAAUAACUAUCACAACAGUAUUGAGUGUUUGAAUCCAUGAACAUGACAUACCUCUCCAUUUAUUUACAUCUACGUUAAUUUUUCAGCAGUGUUUUGUAGUAGUUAAAAUGUUAGUCUUACACAUAUAUUGUUAAAUUUGUUUUUAAGCAUUUCAUGCUUUUGAUGCUGUUGUAAAUGGAGUUGUUACUAGCGUAUAGAAACACAACUGAAUUUUUUUGUAUUGAUAUUGUAUCCAACGUCCCUGCAAAACUCACUUGUUAGCCCUAGUCACCUUAUUUUAGAUUCUUUAAUAUUUGAUAUGUAUGUUGUCAUUUCAUGUGCAAGUAAAGGCUGUUUUACUUCUUUAGAACUUUCUAAUCUGCACACCUUUUCUUUUUCUUGCGUUAUUGCACUAUUUAGGACCUUGUAAAAAUGGCAUGGGGGCAGUGUCUGACUUCCUCCAGCCCCACAAGCUGGAGGGAGAACCAAGAUCAGCAGUUCAAAGGCUGAAUCCUGUGAGGUGGGGGUCAGACAGUGCCUCCUCGCUCCACCAUCUUUACUAAUUCUGACACCAGCCGUCCCUCCCACACCACUCUUUACUUCUCUGCUGGGUUGGAUAAUUCAUUGCAGUGGCCACACGCAACUUAGAAACAAUACUCAUGAUAAUGGAGUUUAUAAGGGAAAUAACAGUUGCGAUUCGGGCUCAGGAACACUGAGGAUACAGUUCAUUUCUUCCAUCAGGACAGCCUCUUCCCAACUGGGCUCACAGGCACGCGUCUCUCCGAAGGCACUCUGCUUUCUCUCUCUGUGGGCUGGGAAGCACACUGCACUGUCUCCUGCUAGGUCUCUGCUGCUGGGUCUUUCCUGCUGGUCUCUUCCUUGGUGGUGGUGGCCUCCUCCUUUCUGCUCUGGAAUUGGCUCUUUUUUUAAGACAAAACUGACUAAUCCACUUAGUAGAUCACAGUUAUCCUAUCACGCAGUCACCUGGGUGGGAGUUACAAGACCAUAGCUAGAAAGGCCGCACAAAAGUAAUCAGUAAUCAGUCGCACUGCAGGCCACCACCCCCCCCAUCCCUUGGCGUUUCUAGCCAUGGUUGUUUCAUAUUUGGAGCUUUAUUUUCUGCUCUCGAUCAUUUUACCAGUCCAAAACAGUUUUCAGCAAUUAGUCCUUCAAUAGGGCAAAGUGUCCGUGGGGUAAGGUUGCUCAUAAACCAGCCAUUCAGUGUUGCUGCAGGUGUCCAUCUGAUUUGGUCAGGCUCUUCAGCAGUUCAUCUCAUCUUCACUUUUUGUGGCUUUUGAUUUAAAAUUUAACUGAGAGGAUUAUUCCCUUGUUCUGAGCCUCACAUGGCUACUGUACUCUUUUCCACCACUGUACUCCAUUCCAUUAGUUCAGUCUUUCACACUUACAGCUUCUACAAUUACAGUUUUUACAGUCACAAUUAAUGCUUUUUAUCAGCACUUACAGCUGAAUCAUGUAAUCCUGUCAGCAUCUUCCCCCACCAUCUUUUCCCCAGACUCAUCAGGAAAAGAGGGAUCUGUUCAGUGGGGAUUCUCCCUUGUCCUCAUUUAAUGUAAGCACACUCGUGAAAGCAUGUAAGCCAGCUACUUCAUCAUGCCUUUAUCUCCUCCCGUUUAGAUAGCCAGUGUUUAAAUUGUCCAUUCCUCUCAAACCAGUACUCUGAGGAGACAAGCACGUUUCUUGGUCUUGACGAAUCUUCAGUUCCAGUUGAAACUUCGAACAUCUACAUCUAUAAGCAAAGUCCAGUGUAGAGCAAGCCUUCAAAUUGCAGCAAUCUGUACCAGUUCACGGUGUCAAUCAUCAGUCUCUUCAUUUGGUUGGAUUCUGUUCCUAGUUUACUGAGAGUUUUUUUUUAAGUCAUGAACGGGUGUUUUAUUACGAACAGGUAUUUUUUUCUACAUCUGUUGAAAUAAGUGUGUUUUUUUAAGUAUGUUAAUGUUUUUAAUUACUUUUGUUUUGUUUUUUGAAUACUAAACCAAGCUUGCAUUCUGGGGAUAAAUCCUACUUACACUGGUAUUUCCUUUUAUAUAUUGCUGAAUUUGAUCUGCUAAUAUUUUGUUAAGAAUUUUUUGCAUCUAUACACAUGAGGGCUUGUAGUCUGUCUUGUUUGGUAUCAGGAUUAUGCUGGCUUCCUUAAAUGAAUUAAGAAGUUUUCUUUCUUCCUCCAUUUCCUAAAAGAGUUUUUGGGAGACUGGUAUUAUAUUUUCUUUAGAUGUUUGGAAGAAUUCACCAGUGAAGCCAUCAGUAAUAAUUUUGUCUGCUGUAAUUGAUGGUGGUGGUAAAGGUAUCCCAGUGGUGGUCUCACAGAUGGUUUCAUAGAACUGAACAUUUGAUCCAGGAAUUGCAAUUUGUGAGAGGAACAAAGAAGAAUUUUCUGCAAGGAUCAUAUUUAAGUGCACUUUUUGCUGAUAUUUCAUUUCUAAUCUUAUAGAACAUUUCAGCUGUAGCCUUUGGAGUAGAAGCCGAAAUAGUUGAAACUGUGUACGAUGCAUUAGGGUAUUGAAGACAAUAUUUGAAUUAAAUAUUUGGAAUAUAAGGAAGGGAAGGUGACUGAAAAUGGGGCGGAAGAAAAUACAAAUCACACGCAUCAUGGAUGAAAGGAACCGACAGGUUACUUUUACAAAGAGAAAGUUUGGAUUAAUGAAGAAAGCCUAUGAACUUAGUGUGCUCUGUGACUGUGAAAUAGCACUCAUCAUUUUCAACAGCUCUAACAAACUGUUUCAGUAUGCCAGCACUGAUAUGGACAAAGUUCUUCUCAAGUAUACAGAAUAUAAUGAACCUCAUGAAAGCAGAACCAACUCGGAUAUUGUUGAGACUUUAAGAAAGAAAGGCCUUAAUGGUUGUGAGAGCCCUGAUGCUGACGAUUACUUUGAGCACAGUCCACUCUCGGAGGACAGAUUCAGCAAACUAAAUGAAGAUAGUGAUUUUAUUUUCAAACGAGGCCCUCCUGGUUUGCCACCUCAGAACUUCUCAAUGUCUGUCACAGUCCCUGUGACUAGCCCUAAUGCUUUGUCCUACACAAACCCAGGGAGUUCACUUGUGUCCCCAUCUUUGACAUCCAGCUCAACGUUAGCAGAUUCAAGCAUGCUCUCUCCACCUCAAGCUACAUUACAUAGAAAUGUAUCCCCUGGAGCCCCUCAGAGACCACCAAGUACUGGCAAUGCAGGUGGGAUGUUGAAUACUUCUGACCUCACAGUGCCAAAUGGAGCUGGAAGCAGCCCAGUGGGUAAUGGCUUCGUAAACUCAAGAGCUUCUCCAAAUUUGAUCGGAACUACUGGUGCAAAUAGUUUAGGCAAAGUCAUGCCUACAAAGUCUCCCCCUCCUCCUGGUGGUGGCAAUCUUGGAAUGAACAGUCGAAAACCAGAUCUUCGAGUUGUCAUCCCCCCUUCAAGCAAGGGCAUGAUGCCUCCAUUGAAUACACAGAGGAUAAGCAGUUCUCAAGCCACUCAACCUCUUGCUACUCCAGUGGUGUCUGUGACAACCCCAAGCUUGCCUCCACAGGGACUUGUGUACUCAGCAAUGCCUACUGCCUACAACACUGAUUAUUCACUGACUAGUGCGGACCUGUCGGCCCUGCAGGGUUUCAGCUCCCCAGGAAUGCUGUCUUUGGGACAGGUGUCGGCCUGGCAGCAGCACCAUUUAGGACAAGCAGCCCUCAGCUCUCUUGUUGCUGGAGGGCAGUUAUCUCAGGGUUCAAAUUUAUCCAUUAAUACCAACCAAAACAUCAACAUUAAGUCAGAACCAAUUUCACCUCCCCGGGAUCGAAUGACCCCAUCAGGCUUCCAGCAGCAGCAGCAGCAGCAGCAGCAGCAGCCGCCGCCACAGCCGCCCCUGCAGCCCCAGCCCCAGCCCCGGCAGGAAAUGGGGCGUUCCCCUGUGGACAGCCUGAGCAGCUCUAGUAGCUCCUACGAUGGCAGUGACCGGGAGGAUCCGCGGGGCGACUUCCAUUCUCCAGUUGUGCUGGGCCGACCCCCAAACACUGAGGACAGAGAAAGCCCUUCUGUGAAGCGGAUGCGGAUGGACGCGUGGGUUACUUAAGGCUUCCAGGGCUGGCGUUCGUGUUGCUGCAGUGAACUGCCCUACAUAUCUAAAUCGCUCAAUAAGGACAUGAGUUAAGUAUAUUUAUAUGUACAUACAUACAUAUAUAUCCCUUUACAUAUAUAUGUAUGUGGGUGUGAGUGUGUGUGUAUGUGUGGGUGUGUAUUGCAGACACAGAACCAGGCACUUACCUGCAAACUCCCUGUAGAUCUGCAGAUGUACGUCCCAUGGCAAACAGCACCCUGUAGGUGGAGGUCUAGUCUGGCACUUCCUUGGACUACUUGUUUCGUAAGAUAACCAGUUUUUGCAAAGAAAUGUGUACCCAUAUGUAGUUGUCCCACACUAGCUUGCAGAAACCUAGAGGGCCCCUACUUGUUUUAUUUAACUGUGCAGUGACUGUAGUACUUAAAAAUGCUUUGUAGAACAGAGCAGUAGAAAAGCAGGAACCAAGAAAGCAAUACUGUACAUAAAAUGUCAUUUAUAUUAAUUACCCAACCUGGCAUGGGUCUCUAUUGCAAAGAGGUGCAUGGGAAAGGGCUGUUGAUAUUUAAAAAAACAAAAAAAAGUCCCACACAUAACUGUUUUGCACGUGCAAAAAUGUAUUGGGUCAAAGAAGUGAUCUUUAGCUAAUAAAACGGAGAGAGAAUAGAAAACACGCAUGAGAUAUUCAGAAAAUACUAGCCUAGAAAUAUAGAGCAUUAACAAAAUAAAACUAAUAUAUUAAGUUAUAAUUGGAAUACAUCAGAAGUUUCUUUUUACAUUCAUAUCUUAAAAAUUAAACUGAUUUUAGCUCAUGUAUAUUUUAUAUGAAAGAAGACACCCUUAUGAAUUGAUGAUUAUAUAUAAAAUUAUAUUCACUACGUUUGAACACAUUCUGCUAUGAAUUAUUUAUAUAAGCCAAAGCUGUAUGUUGUACUUUUUUUUUUCUCUUUUUUUCUUUUUUUUAAGGAAGAAUAGCUUUAUCUUGUUGUUUUAACUUUUUAGUUUUAUUUGAGGAGGGGGAAAAGAAUUAAAAUAUCUCGCAAGCAGAACCUUGGAAAAAAAAAGCCAUGAACACUUGUUAUUCUAUAUGUAAAUUAAAAGUUGAGCCAAACUCUUUGUGUAUAUAGCAUCUUAAAUAUAUUAUCACCUUUGAUGUAAGUACCUAUGUAUUGUAUGGUCACCAGAUUAAAAAGUAUAUUUUUGUGGAUUGCCACCAAUUUGGGGGGAAAAGUCGAGGUCCUUAUUAAGUAGAGUACUCACUGUUUAAUAUUUACUAUUUUGUUAAAUAUACUGUACUUUGGAUUUUAAUUAUUAGCCCAGUUUUUUCAGAGGAUUGUAUAAAGGGGUUUCUCCCCUCACUGGUGGUGAAUGUGUGAUGUUACAUUGUAAUCUUUGUGCUGUAUGGGUUGAGCAUCAUUAUAUAUUUUAUAUAUAUGUACAUAAAUAGCAAAGUGGCAAAAAAAAUGGUGUUUAAAUUCAUCCUGCAUAAAUAUAAAAUGUGUUGUAACAGAUUUUAUAAGGCAUUAUUUAAAAAUUUGCCUUUCGUGAGGAAAAACUAUAGUAGAAAAAGCUGACCUAAUUUAACUAAUAUUAGAGGAAAUGACAAAAUAUUAGAUGAGCACAAAGGUUUUAUAAGUGGUAAAUGAUUAGGAAAAGCAUUAAUGGGGGAAGGGUUUCUUUUUUCCCUUGACCCUCUGAAAACAGAACAGUGCCGCUGGUUACAGUAUGCCGGCACCGCUGAUGAUUCUGUGCAUUGAAAUGACACUUCUGGUGUGGGCGGAGAAAUUCUCUCACGAUGCAGAUCCUUGUCAUGGUUCUUGCCAACCUGACUGAAAUUAGUGGAGCCGUAUUGUUAUAGGAAGGCAAUGAAUUGGUAACAGCUAGUUCCUCAGUUAACUGGGCUUGUGCCAUGAACAAAAAUUCAGAGUCCUGUAUAUCUUUUAUCAUAGCUUUUAAAUACUCCUUUUCCUGAGAAACUCAAAAUAAGAGUUUAAAAAUCGCUAUUUUAUAUUUUAAACUGAAUAUUGAGCAGCUACCUAUAAUUUUUACUUAUAUUUUGCUUUUCCCCCUAAAUUAUGUUCCUUUUGACAUUUUCCUCAUAUGCUACUUGCUACAAACCAUCAGCCAUAUUUCCUGACUGACACAUAGGUAUUAGGUACAGGGUAUACCUGCAGCAGUCACAGGAUACAAAAUGGAGAUUUUAUUUUCAUGGCAAUUUGGGUAGUAAAUUUUGAUAGAAGCCAAAAAGGGGAGGGUAAUAUACUCUCUGUCUUCUCUUUGUUAUAGACAUUUGGCUCUUAUUCAGAAAGGAUUCAUUUUCCUUUAAAAUGUAUGUAUUUUACUGAACUACUUACAGGCACAUUUUGUCAUAAGGUCACGCCUAAUUGAAACCAGACAGUCUCCCAACACUGAAUUUCCAAGAUAAUCCUUACCACUUUGUAAACCAUUUAUAGCUUUGAAAGUGUUAAGUGAUUCUUUCGUUUAUGCAUGUUCAUGAACUUCUGCUGUACAUUGGAAUAGGAGUUAACACAUUCACAUUUACUGUCUAUUUUCUUGUGUGCCUUAUGAGAUGGCUUUUCUGACUAUAUCUCAAUAGUCUUUCUUUCUAUGCAGGUUUAUAAUCAGUACAACUACUGUUUUCUAAAAUAAUAUUACACAAGGCUCGGAGUUUGUAUUUAAAUUACACUGACCAAGUAACCAUUUAUUCCGUUUUCAGGAACUGAUUAUUUGACUGUUAACCUUUUCCCCAUAUGCCCAAUGUGAUUUGGAGCAUGUGGACUUGACAGAGACAUCCUUCACCAAACACCCAUGUACGAACACAUACACGUCUCUUGGUGGAAACCAAUUUAGAGUGGCGAACACACUAAUGGUGUUACUUUAGAACCUACUUUUCUUACCCUUUUAGAUUCAUAUGUUUUGUAUAAGACACCAUUACAAGAAAAUUUUAUCCCUUCAGAUGAAAUAUUUUAUUACUAAAAAACAAAAACAAAAAAAGUUUAGAAUAAAUUGCACUGGUUCAAGUACAGUUUCCAGCAGCUGUACUUCUUCAGCACUCUAACUGGUGUUAACAUUCAAAGUGAGAGCAUCAUUGUAUGUAGACAAAUGGUCCCAACCAAAACUGCAUCUUUUGAGCCCUAAUUAUGUCCAUUGUGUUACAUGCUAAAUCAGGGGUUUGUUCAGAAAGAACAAUAUAUGUUUUACCAUUUCCUUUAACUAUAAGGACAACUAAUAAUGCAUUAACAUAGUUUCUGUAUUAACCAUCAUGCGCACAAGAAAUACAUAGUAAAUAAGGAACCUGAAAACUCCUGGCAUCGGGUCAUGAGAAGCUAGAUGAUUAGAAUGUGAAAAAUAUUUUACAAAUGUAAAACUUUUAUUUCUCUGUAGAACCUUUCUUCACUUUGCUGUGCAAGAAGACACUGCUUUGCUAUAUUUAAAAUGGCUUUUUUAAAAGAGAUUUAUGUAUUUGGUAAAUGUUUGUAGUCAACAGUUCACACAAGAAGCUGUACACGGUUUGAUCAAGUAAAACCGUUUGGCGGCACAAGCUGGACUUUGUUGCCAUCCUUGAGAUGAACCUUUUAAGAAAAAUAAGUUAAUCUCAAUUUUUCCCUGAAUGUGUUGUUUUUUCUUCAUUAUACAAUAAAUAUUAUAGUGAACUUUUUAUCAAAUGGUUAAGAAAAUGCUAGAGGUUGUUGUAAACUAUUUGUAUCCUGCACUCACUACAGUAAAGACGGACUGGCUUUUACUGUG